GUAAGCAGAGAGACUUUACUCAGAGAAGCUUACACAACAAUUUUAUUUUGGGAGAAAGAGUGAUCAUCGGAAGCAUCAUCUCGGCGAUGGGUUGGCUGACGAGAUUUUUAACAGCGGUAGCGUUUUUAGCCGCCGGAGUUAUAUUCUCACCGGAGACAUUCGGAUCGUUAUCAAAGGGCGAGAAUUCGGCGAAGGUUUUGAUAUUGGUGAAGCUAGCUCAUCUACUCAGCUUCGCUACAGCUUGGGGAGCUGCUCUCUGGGCUACCUUCAUCGGCGGAAUCAUCAUGUUCAAGAACUUACCGAGGCAUCAGUUCGGUAACCUCCAGAGCAAGAUGUUUCCAGCUUAUUUCACUCUUGUUGGUUCUUGCUGCGCCAUUUCACUCUCUGCCUUUGGGUAUCUCCAUCCAUGGAAGUCUUCUUCUGCUGUGGAGAAGUAUCAGCUAGGGUUCCUUGUCUCGGCUUUUGCUUUCAACCUCACUAAUUUGCUCGUCUUCACUCCCAUGACCAUCGAUAUGAUGAAGCAAAGGCACAAAGUAGAGAGAGAGAACAACAUUGGAGAUGAAGUUGGUUGGUCCAAGAACAGGGAGAAGGCAAAGACUAUCCCUCAGCUAGCUGCCAUGAACAAGAAGUUUGGUAUGAUUCACGGGUUAUCAUCUCUCGCUAACAUCUUCUCUUUUGGAAGCCUUGCCAUGCAUUCUUGGUACCUUGCUGGGAAGAUGGAUCUCUAAAUUUCUUGUCACAAAAGGUCUGAGCUUUUAUGCCUCCCUUCAUGAAUAAAAUCUCUUGCUUUGUAAGAUUAUUAUACCAGAAGGUGAAACAGUUUGUUAUAAUGAUAUCGUUUUUUUUUCUUUUAAA
This is a messenger RNA of Raphanus sativus (radish), 855 nucleotides long. RefSeq lists its product as uncharacterized. The coding region runs from base 87 to 728 and encodes 213 amino acids. NCBI's taxonomy places the organism in Eukaryota, Viridiplantae, Streptophyta, Magnoliopsida, Brassicales, Brassicaceae. The transcript is spliced from 3 exons. The record is from RefSeq and is a predicted model, not a curated record.